This is a messenger RNA of Vollenhovia emeryi, 2622 nucleotides long. RefSeq names its product nose resistant to fluoxetine protein 6-like. The record is from RefSeq and is a predicted model, not a curated record. Lineage: Eukaryota; Metazoa; Arthropoda; Insecta; Hymenoptera; Formicidae. Bases 170 to 2551 code for a protein of 793 amino acids. The transcript has 10 exons. Gene Ontology annotation, molecular function: acyltransferase activity, transferring groups other than amino-acyl groups.
CCAGAAGAAGAGAAAAUUCUCGUCGACCCUAACAAAUCCGGUCCCAAAGACCCGUUUAAAUCGCCGAUUAUAUGGCUCCAGUGAAUCCCGCUCAAAUAUUCUGUAAACACUAAGUAUAUCGUAAUAAAUCUUUUCUGUCAGCAUUUAUGAGAUAAACACGCGGAGCACAAUGCAUCUGCCGUUUGUAACUCUGCUCGUGCUUUCCGCGAUCUACGUACACGCCGAGGAAAUAUCAUCCACCGAUAUUCCGAGCGACGUCGCAGAGGAACCUAUUCUCCGAGUACGAAGCUUGCCGACGACAAUCAAUGUAGUUGAAAAAAAUUGGACCAGCCUGUCGGACAUGCUGGAUGUUUUUAGUGCGCGUAAUUUAGUAAAAAAUUGGAUCGAGGGAAAAUACCCAGUCGGAGUGCAAUGCGGCAAAGACAUUACAACGUACGUCAAUGCUUUAAAAAAUGAAGAACUGUGGGCUCUUAAAGUUGAUGAUGCAUCCGGUAGAUUCACCAACGGAUUUUUCUGGGGUAAUUCUUAUUUUACGGGGUCAGCUACCGAAUGCGAUUAUAUCGGGGAGAACCCAUCGCACCAAACGUAUUCAAAACAACACGUAAAAGAUACCAAAGUUUCUACAUUCGAGAAAAUUCAUAUGGAGUCACGAAGAAAACUCAAUACGGGAUUUAGCGGAGCCAGUGUCUGGACUGAUCAAACAAAUCCUAUCGAAAUGCCUUUUCAACUGGGAUUUUAUAUGCUAAAACUUUCUAUAAACGUAUCUUAUACACCAACAAGACUGAUUCACCUGGGUGUUUGCCUGCCGUUCUCGUGUAGUGCGUCCGACGUAGCCGUGAUCGGGAAACUCGCCGCAAGCGAAUUUGCAAUGAAGCACUCGACAAUUGAAAACGUCAGAGAUCAGCACGACUCGUACGAUAUGUACGCAGAUCCGGUUUUCUGGGUUUUAUCCGGAGUUAGCGUAGUGGUCUCGAUACUGAUGAUUCUUGGCACUGGAUACGAUUAUUAUCUAACGAGAAAGCUAGCCCGUAAGAGAAAUGUAAUCUACGAUUUGGAAAAGCAUGGGAAACUCGAUCAUCUUGCUAAUGGUGAUCGGAAGGUCAUAAAUGCUGUUCAAGGUAAGGUCUACCUUCCUGUUCCAGUGGCAGAUGCUAGUAACAACGGCACGCAGUCAAUUAAUAAUAACAACGGUCGCGAAAACGAUUUGCAACAGUCUACCAAAGAGGAGCAACAUCUUAGUACCUUCGAGGAACUUCUGCUCUCUUUUUCCGUUACCGCUAACGUGAAGAUUAUCUGCGACCGUAACGUGGGCAGAGACACAAUUAGCACCGUACACGGGCUCAGAGCAAUAUCGAUGGCCUGGGUCAUCCUCGGGCAUACGUGCAUUAUCGUUUUUAAAUACUCGGACAACAUGGAAUAUCGUAAAGUGGUGGAGAAGCGAUUCCUCUUCCAGACCAUCACAAACGGGGCCUUCAGCGUCGAUACAUUUUUCUUUAUGGGCGGUUUGCUUGUGAGCUUUCUGUAUUUUAGAACCAACGCCAAGGGGGAUCUUAAGAGACUCACGCAGGGCACACGAGGCUUCGCCGCAGGCACUCUGAAAUUCGUCGGGCUUCUUGUAUACCGAUUUUGUAGGCUCACCACGCCGUACAUGUUCGUGCUGGGUGUAGUCGAGAUCUCGAUGAAGUAUUUCUACACAAAUUCCGUUUUUGAACCUCCCACAGCAGAUCAUUAUAAUUGCCCCAAUUAUUGGUGGAGAAAUUUGCUCUAUAUCAAUACUUGGUUUCCCGUCGAUCAAAUGUGUAUGCUUUGGAGUUGGUAUUUAGCAGACGAUACGCAAUUCUAUAUCGUGGGUGGGGUGAUUUUGAUACUGGCUACGAAUCACUUCAAAAUCGCAGCUUUCGCGUUAGUCAGUCUGUUAAUAAGCUCAUGGGUAACCACUGGCUACAUCGCUCUAGUUAAUAAUCACAUGCCGAGCUUGGACGAUCCGCUGGCCCUCUUCGACAAGAUCUACGACAAGCCAUGGACGAGACUGGGUCCCUAUCUGAUUGGCAUGACCGUCGGCUACUUUCUCUUUAAGACUGAUUGCAAAGUGAAAAUGUCUAAGACUACCGUCGUCGUGGGGUGGCUCCUGUCGUCCGCGUGUCUCUUGAGUUUGCUUUACGGUCUCUAUGAGGCGGAACUUGCACCCGUUACCGCAGCUGCUUAUUCAUCCUUGAGUCACAGUGCAUGGGCGCUAGGUCUAGCGUGGAUCGUAAUAGCGUGUAGUACCGGCUACGGUGGAUACGUUAAUAAGAUUCUAUCGUGGCCGCUCUUGUACCCGUUCAGCAGAGUGACUUACUGCUCUUACCUAGUUCAUCCGCUUGUGAUUCGUCUAACCGCUAUGAAUCUAGACUCUCCGUUUCAUCUAGGGAAGGACGUAAUGAUGAUAACCUUCCUGGGGCAGCUAGUGCUGUCGUAUGCGUUGUCGUUUGUAGUGUCGGUCGCCUUUGAAGCACCGGUGGUCAGCAUGCUGAAAAUUAUCUCACCGAAAAAGCGGAAACGUAUACAAUAGAGAUUAAAGUAUAUUUAACGCACAUCAUAUGCCCGUGCAAUUAUUUAUAUGAUCUUAUUUACACAUUACGU